Messenger RNA from Megalobrama amblycephala (Wuchang bream), 738 nucleotides. RefSeq names its product GTPase IMAP family member 9-like. The record is from RefSeq and is a predicted model, not a curated record. NCBI's taxonomy places the organism in Eukaryota, Metazoa, Chordata, Actinopteri, Cypriniformes, Xenocyprididae. The coding region runs from base 1 to 738 and encodes 245 amino acids. The transcript has 2 exons. Gene Ontology annotation, molecular function: GTP binding.
AUGAUCACCAUCACACUGAAACUGCGUGCAGGCAGAAAUCCUAUAGAUGGUGACGCUCAACAUCUCUCAUAUCUGAGGAUUGUGUUGAUGGGUCACAGAGGAUCCGGUAAGAGUUCAUCAGGAAACACCAUCCUGGGCAGAGAGGAGUUUGACUUGAAGAGAUCUGCUCAGUGUGUGAGGAGACAUGGAGAAGUAGCAGACAGACACAUCACUGUCAUUGAAACUCCAGGAUGGUGGAGUAAUUACACUGUAGAGAAGAGUCCUGAGAGACUGAAACAGAAGAUUUUGUUCAGUGUGUCUCUGUGUCCUCCAGGACCACACGCUGUACUACUGAGCAUACGUGUGGAUGAUGGAUUUAAAGAGACUGAGAGAAAAGCAGUGCAGGGUCAUCUGGAUCUUCUCAGUGAGAGAGUCUGGAGUCACACUAUAGUUCUGUUCACUCGUGGAGACUCUCUGUUAGACACAUCUAUAGAGCAGCACAUUGAGAGUAAAGGACAGGAUCUACAGUGGCUGCUGGACAAAUGUGGGAACAGGUAUCAUGUUCUCAACAAUCUCAACAGGAGUGAUGACACUCAGAUCAAGGAGCUGCUGGAGAAGAUUGAGGAGACAGUGGCACAAAACAACGGCUGCCAUUUUGAAAUAGACAGAAAGACUUUACAGGAGGUGGAAGGUAGAAAGAAGGCAGAAGAGGGACUGGACAAAUGUAGAGAAGACAACAGAUCACAGACCAGUGAGUGA